AUGGCUUCAAGUACUAAAGAGAAGAUGCGCCCAGAACCUGAAAGAGUUAAAACAACCAGCAUAAAUUAUAACCCCACCACAAAUGUCAGUUUUAGCAGUGAGCGCUCACCCCUGGCUGCCAUCACACGUUCCAGUGUGCACCACUGGAUGUGCGUGGCCAGAGGUCUUCCAGACUUGUGGCUAAUCUGCUACUGUUCUCCACAGAUCUUGGUCUGUUUGUUAGUGGCUGCUGUAGGCGCCGAGCUUCAGGGCUACAGUCUACCCACCUCUUCCGGCCCAGGUUUGAUCUCUGGAGGCUCCGGAUUCUCUGGUGGUUCCGGGUUCGUCUCUGGUGGCUCCGGCUUUAGCGGCUCUGGGUUCUCUGGCGGUUCCGGGUUCACUGGCGGCUCUGGAUUCGUAUCUGGAGGUUCUGGAUUCGUAUCUGGCGGCUCCGGCUUUAGCGGCUCUGGGUUCAUCUCUGGUGGUUCUGGGUUCUCAGGCAGCUGUGGUGGCGGACAGAUUCGUCAUGUAGACGGCAGCUGUAUUACUCCCCAAAUCACUAAAAAUCUGUAUGUAUUCACCUCUCCUCCAGUUCAUAGAACAAUUGGUCCACGACCACAUAUUCCACCACCAAGAGUGGAACACAACAUUUUAUUCAUCCGUACUCCUGAGGGAGGAUUUGGGGUGGAACCAAUCGUUGUUCCUCCACCACUGCAGAAGAACAUCGUCUACGUGCUCAACAAGCGCACCCAUCAAGGUCAACAAGUCGUCCACGUCCCAGCUCCUGAGCAACAAACUCCUCAAGUGUAUUUCGUCAACUAUGCUGAUGGUGACAACCCGACUUUGCCCACUGGAGAGGACCUCCAGUCUGCCCUCAGCUCUGCCUCUCAUGGUGGAGGUGAGGUUAUCGGUACCGGUGGUGGCAUUGGAGGAGGGGUUGGUAUCGGGAUUGGAGGUGGCUCUGGUAUUGGGAUUGGUGGUGGCAUUGGAGUAGGCGCUGGUAUCGGCAUUGGUGGUGGCAUUGGAGGCGGUUUUCAAGAUGACAGUUCCUUUGUGAGCGGGGGAGGCAGUGUAGGAGUUCCCGCGCCGUCUAGUGUGUACGGGACGCCCUAACAGCUACUUGCAAGUGACGAGUCUUCACUAGCAACAAUCAUCCUUCCAGUAACAAUUUUUUAUUUCUUUAUCUUAUGUUACAAAUACGCAUGUAAUUUCCAAUGUAAGGCAAUGGAUAUACUAGGAAACUGUUAAUAAAAUACAUAAAGAGUAA
This is a messenger RNA of Cherax quadricarinatus, 1246 nucleotides long. The record is from RefSeq and is a predicted model, not a curated record. NCBI's taxonomy places the organism in Eukaryota, Metazoa, Arthropoda, Malacostraca, Decapoda, Parastacidae.